Messenger RNA from Gavialis gangeticus (Gharial), 897 nucleotides. It is a transcript of the gene EEF1AKMT1, whose product is annotated as eukaryotic translation elongation factor 1 alpha lysine methyltransferase 1. The record is from RefSeq and is a predicted model, not a curated record. The transcript is spliced from 4 exons. The coding region runs from base 37 to 678 and encodes 213 amino acids. Gene Ontology annotation, molecular function: protein-lysine N-methyltransferase activity; nucleic acid binding. Lineage: Eukaryota; Metazoa; Chordata; Crocodylia; Gavialidae. Gene Ontology annotation, biological process: methylation.
GACCUAAUAUUAAAUGCUUCUCAUUAAAGCUGGAAAAUGGGUGACGAUGAUGAUGAUAUCCCUCAGCUUUCAUCUCAUACUCUAGCUGCCCUGCAGGAGUUUUAUAUAGAACAACAGCAGAGAGAGGGCAUGAAGACCUCUGAAGAUUUUAAUCACUAUUCUGUUGGCUCAGUUGAGGAGGACUGGCAACUGAGCCAGUUUUGGUACAAUGAUGAAACUGCAUCAUGCCUGGCUAAUGAAGCUGUUUUGGCAGCUGGAAAAGGUGGCAGGAUAGCGUGUGUUAGUGCACCAAGUGUUUAUCAGAAACUAAAAGAACAACAUGGCAAAGACUUUUCAGUGUGUAUCCUGGAGUAUGACAAAAGAUUUUCUGUAUAUGGAGAGGAAUUUAUCUUCUAUGACUAUAGUAAUCCUUUGAAUUUACCUGAAAAUGUCCUGCCACACAGUUUUGACAUAGUAAUAGCAGAUCCACCUUAUCUGUCUGAGGAGUGCCUCAGUAAAACAGGCGAGACCAUCAAAUACUUAACAAAAGGAAAGGUUCUGCUUUGUACAGGUGCCAUCAUGGAGGAGCAUGCAGCAAGGCUUCUUGGUGUGAAGAUGUGCAAAUUCAUUCCAAAACAUACUCGAAACUUAGCCAAUGAAUUUCGAUGUUAUGUGAAUUAUGAUUCUGGACUAGACUGAUUCAACUGUUUAGAGUGUACAGAAGAAAAGUAUCAAGUAUUUUUCAAUCAAGCUCAUUUUUACUUUUCUUGGUGAUGUUUACGUUCUUCACUGCUUUAUUAAAGGUGCCACACCAAGUAAUCGUUUCUGAGCUAGCUGUAGUCAAUGAACUGUGGUAGCCUCUGUCAUCUGCAAAUGAUUUUUCACCCUAUGUUAUAGGUGGAUGGGGUCUGGAUGGCU